Meyerozyma guilliermondii ATCC 6260 is the source of this 342-nucleotide messenger RNA. RefSeq lists its product as uncharacterized. The coding region runs from base 1 to 342 and encodes 113 amino acids. Gene Ontology annotation, cellular component: Cbp3p-Cbp6 complex; mitochondrion. Gene Ontology annotation, molecular function: ribosome binding. The transcript has a single exon. Lineage: Eukaryota; Fungi; Ascomycota; Pichiomycetes; Serinales; Debaryomycetaceae. The record is from RefSeq and is a predicted model, not a curated record. Gene Ontology annotation, biological process: mitochondrial respiratory chain complex III assembly.
AUGUCAACCAAAUCCACCCCCACCGUCCAGCAGAUCCUCUCACUUCUCAAGACGCUUCCCAAGGACAGAAUAAAGCACUAUGCCUCGUUUAAAGAUACCCAAAUCGAUCGGUUCUCGAAUAAAGAAAUCACCUCCAAUAUCCUGGACCACGACAUGAGAUUACAAUAUAUGGCUUUACGCAAUUUGGUGAACGACAAGUAUAAGAGGUACUACAAAUUGGACGACAAGCUCUUGAAACCAAAGGGAAACCCACGUUACUACGACCGGAUCAUGAGUGAAAUCAAAGGUGAAAAAAAGGAGACGUUUUGGACGGCCAUACGAACGGUUGUAUUUGGCCAGUAA